GCCUCCUAGGGAAAUACCAGCUGGCCCUGACGACGUUUGCUGGCACCGUGUUGAUGGCAUCACUUCCGGCGCGCCAGAUUCGGGCUUUCUUGUGCCUGAGAAAGGGCAGUCCUGGUUUUUACACGGGAGACGAGCAGAGUACUCUUCUGUCGGUCGCGAGGAAGGAAUUAUCUGUAGAGUAAGUAUGCUAAUAUUGAAUAAGACAGCAAGAGUUUUUUCUAAACCAUCGAAAAGGAAUAUUUAUGAAUAUUUAAGAAGUAUUAAUUUUCAUCCUGGAAAAGUAUUUCUUCACAAACUAGUAUUGGGAAUUGAAACUAGUUGUGAUGAUACAGCAGCUGCUGUGGUGGAUGAAACUGGAAAUGUUCUGGGAGAAGCAAUACAUUCCCAAACUGAAGUUCAUUUAAAAACAGGUGGGAUUAUUCCUCCAGUAGCUCAACAGCUUCACAGAGAAAAUAUUCAACGAAUAGUGCAAGAAGCUCUCUCUGUCAGUAAAGUCUCUCCAAGUGAACUCUCAGCAAUUGCAACUACCAUAAAACCAGGACUUGCUUUAAGCCUAGGAGUAGGCUUAUCAUUUAGCUUACAGCUGGUUGACAAAUUUAAAAAGCCCUUCAUUCCCAUUCAUCAUAUGGAAGCUCAUGCACUUACUAUUAGGUUGACGAAUAAAGUAGAAUUUCCCUUUUUAGUUCUUUUGAUUUCUGGAGGCCAUUGUCUAUUGGCAUUAGUUAAAGGAGUUUCAGAUUUUCUGCUUCUUGGAAAGUCUUUGGACAUAGCACCGGGUGACAUGCUUGACAAGGUAGCAAGAAGACUUUCCUUAAUAAAUCAUCCGGAGUGCUCCACCAUGAGUGGUGGGAAGGCUAUAGAACAUUUGGCUAAACAAGGAAAUAGGUUGCAUUUUGAUUUCACACCUCCCAUGCAACGUGCUAAAAAUUGUGAUUUUUCUUUUACUGGACUUCAGCACAUUAUUGAUAAGACAAUAAUGCAAAAGGAAAAAGAGGAAGGUAUUGAGAAGGGGCAAAUCCUGUCUUCAGCUGCGGACAUUGCUGCUGCAGUACAGCACACAACAGCAUGUCACAUUGCAAAAAGAACACAUCGUGCUAUUCUGUUUUGCAAGCAAAGAGACUUGUUAUCUCAAAGUAAUGCAGUACUGGUUGUAUCUGGAGGAGUUGCAAGUAACUUAUAUAUCCGAAAAGCUCUGGAAAUUGUAACAAAUGCAACACAAUGCACUUUGUUGUGUCCUCCUCCAAGACUGUGCACUGACAACGGCGUUAUGAUUGCGUGGAAUGGUAUUGAAAGAUUGCGUGCCGGCCUGGGCAUUUUAUACGACACAGAAGGCAUCCGCUAUGAACCAAAAUGUCCUCUUGGAGUAGAUAUAACGGAAGAAGUUGAAAAAGCUGCCAUAAAAGUACCACGAUUAAAAAUGAAGAUUUGAUUUUUGCUUUUCAAAAAACUCCUAAAGGAGGGUGCAGCUCACAAUGGCCCAUGCGGGGAUCGAACUGGCAUAUAGCCCUAAGUACAUGUAGCUGCUAUCAUCACAUCAUUAUUGUUAUGUUAUGGCAUGUUGUGGAAAAUAACUACUAAUUAAUACAUAUGUUCAAUGCAGCCCAGGUAGACCAUUUGAAGACAUUGAGCAAAAUGAAUAGAGAAAAAGGGGCUUUAAAGGAUACAGUGAAGCCCAGCUUGCUUUUGUAUCAAAUCUAUGCUGCUGUAAAAUAGCAAAAGCAGACAUACAUCAAAAUUCCUAUCUACUGGCAACAGUGCUCUUUGGGCAAAGACAUUGUGUGAUUCUAAGCCACAAAGAGUAUCACCCUUUUCAGGCACAAACCAAAGGUACUCAAUAUGUAUGGAGAAUGGUCAACACUGGUUGCCACAUUUUUUAGGCAUACUUUUGUACAUGAUAGGUAAUGAGUUCAGAUUUUUUAAAAGUAAAAUGUUUUAAAAGCAUAUAUUUUAGGUUUUAGAACCCUCAUGCAUUUUGUAGUAUUUAUCGUCAUAUAUCUCAAGGUAUUACAGAGUAAUAACAUGUGGGCUACUCUGAAUCAGGCCUUUCUAGCCCAGCAUACCAGUUAAAAAAUAUUUCUAACACUUGAUAUGUGUACUAAUUAUGCCACUUGUGUCAGUUGCUAUAUAUUAAUAGUUUUAAUCGCUGGUAUUUCAGAAAAUUCUACUUAUUUUUUGAAACCAUAACUUUGACUUGAUUUUAAUUUAAGGGACAUCUGUUAAGUAUCAAUAUCAAAAACUUCCAUUAAAAAACGAUUAUACUGAGUUAUGUAAUGUGUUUUACUACCAUUAAAAAUUUUUUUUAAAUGAUUGCUCAGGAACCCUUUCAUACUAAAAUGCUUUUAUUGGCCUUCUGCAGGCUCCGAAUUAGUUUUCUGUACAUGUUUCCCAAGGUCGUUCAAAAACACUAUUCUUGGUCUUGAUACUUUUAUGAUAUCUGAUGAAAUUGAAGAUGAAAAGGAAAAAAUAUUAUGAGAAAUAGCGGCCUUUUUUGUUGUUUUGAAGAGUCCCAUGAAAUUAGUUACAGGAGACAUUAAAGUCAAAGAAUCUCUUGGUUGAAUUUUAGGUUUUAAUUUUCUUCGGUGCUUUUUCCCUAAAAAUUAGAAAGCCACAAUUAAAUGUCUCUUUCUUAAGCAUAAGAACCCUAGAUAUAGUCUCACUGCCUUCAAUUCUAUAUAGUUCUAUUUUCUUUACAUCACUAAAACAUAUUAAGAGAACAGAUCAGUAGCAUUCAGACUUGUAGAUGUAGGGGUGCAAAAAUCUUUGGGGACUAAUAUAUGGUUGCCAACUUUUUACUAUGCCAAGUUGGCACUAAUACAAGAACAAAUGCCAACUAUCAUUAAAUAUCAUUUUGUAAAAGAAGGGAUAUUUUAACACCAAAAGAAAGUGUAAAAGCAUUAUCUCAAAAUGAUGGACUUUACAUGGAAUGAAAUUAACUUUAUCAGAAACUUGCUACAUUGUCCAUCUUUUUCUUAUGUUACUACAAACCUGUGAAAACUUCAUAGACCAUUACUGGUACACAGAUUGUUAUUUAGAAGCCAAUAUUAAAGUGAAGAAAGAACGAGACUGACUUUAUUCUUGUGUGUAAAUUACUUUUAACUAAAGGAGCUAUACAAAAACAUAUUCUUCUACCUGUAAUAUUCAGAAAUAUAGCCUCCCUCAAAUACGAAAUGAAUAAAUGAAGUUCUUUCCUCUC
Hipposideros armiger (great roundleaf bat) is the source of this 3193-nucleotide messenger RNA. RefSeq names its product O-sialoglycoprotein endopeptidase like 1 (gene OSGEPL1). Bases 185 to 1429 code for a protein of 414 amino acids. Gene Ontology annotation, cellular component: mitochondrion. Lineage: Eukaryota; Metazoa; Chordata; Mammalia; Chiroptera; Hipposideridae. Gene Ontology annotation, biological process: tRNA threonylcarbamoyladenosine modification. The record is from RefSeq and is a predicted model, not a curated record. The transcript is spliced from 9 exons.